AGAAACCAUGCUGCUGGUUUCACCCACGGCAACGUUACAUUUGAAAAGCUGACGGUCGUCACCAAGGACCGAUCAAGGACUGAUCAAGGACCGAUCAAGGAAGAUGACUGGUGUUGUCCUUAUUCGACUAUUUUCUCUUGGCCCGACUUGGGAUUAAACAUCACAUUUAAAGACAGCAACCUCAUCUUCAUUGCUGUUGGCGAGUCAGCAGUGACGUCCGUGUGUCGAAAUGUUUGAAUGACAUUUGAAUUGGAAUACAAGCAACCAUCAUCUGGCUGAACCACCAUGGCUCCCGACUACAUUACAUGGGAACAGGUUUGAUUCUACAAAGACAAUAACUGCCAUCGGAUCGGCCAUGACAUCCCAGGGUCCACAGCAACGGGGGCAUCUCCUUGCUAGCUUGUUCCCCUGCUGCUUCAAGAGCGACGAGCAACCGGAAAUCACGUACUACCACGAUGCCGCCAGCACCGCAGCUCUGGAACCCACCUUGCCAAUGCCGCCGUCUGAAGAAUUGGACGCCAUGUUCACUGAGCUGGUGGAUGAACUGGACCUCACGGAGGAGCACAGAGCUGCCAUGUUUGCUUUGCCAGCAGAGAAAAAAUGGAAGCUGUACUGGAGUAAGAAGAUGGAAGCAGAAGAGAACCGGAAUGCCACCAGCUGGCCAGAAUAUUAUAUUGACCAGCUUCAUUCCAUGGCUGCUAGAAAGACCCUCUUGGUUUUGGAGGAUGAGGAAGAUCUGGGAAGACAAAAGGUGGUAGAAGGUCUGAAGACAGCUCUGAGGACUCAGCCUAUGAGAUUCGUAACAAGGUUCAUGGACUUAGAUGGCUUAUCCUGUAUCCUGGACUUUCUCAAGUCCAUGGACUACGAGACGGCUGAGUCCCAGAUCCACACGUCGCUGAUCGGAUGCAUGAAGGCUCUGAUGAACAAUUCCCAGGGCAGAGCUCACGUCUUGGAGCACAGCGAGAGCAUCAACAUCAUUGCACAAAGUCUCAGCACUGAAAACAUGAAGACCAAGGUUGCUGUCUUAGAGAUCCUGGGGGCGGUGUGCCUGGUGCCUGGGGGCCAUAAGAAAGUCCUCGAGGCCAUGCUGCACUACCAGACCUUUGCCUCAGAGAGAACACGCUUUCAGACCCUCGUGACAGACUUGGACAGAUCCACAGGCCGCUACAGGGAUGAAGUCAGUCUGAAGACGGCCAUCAUGUCCUUAAUCAAUGCGCUGCUCAGCCAAGGACCAGGCGAGGCCAGUAUGGAGUUCCGUACGCACUUGCGGUACGAGUUCCUGAUGUUGGGCAUUCAGCCGGUUAUUGAUAAACUUCGCCGCCAUGAUAACGCUACCUUGGACAGACAUCUGGACUUCUUUGAAAUGUUGAGGAACGAGGACGAGCUUCUUCUGUCCAAGCGCUUCGAUCUUGUUCACGUCGAAACCAAAAGCGCCAGCCAGAUGUUUGAGCUCAUCAGGAAACGACUAAACCACACAGAAGCGUAUCCUCACCUGCUCUCCGCUCUGCAGCAUUGCCUCAUGAUGCCGUUUAAACAAAACAGGACCACCGUUCAGUACUGGGUGCUGUUGGACCGGAUCGUUCAGCAGAUGGUUCUACAGACGGACAAAGGAGAAAAUCCAGAUGUUGCUCCCCUGGAAAACUUCAACGUUAAAAACAUUGUUAGCAUGCUGGUCAAGGAAAAUGAAGUCAAGCAAUGGAAAGACCAAGCAGAUUCCAUGAGGAAAGAUCACCAGGAGCUGAAGCAGCGUUUUGAAAAGAAAGAAAGGGAAUGUGAGACCAGGAAUAAGGAGAAAGAAGACAUGCUGGCCAUGCUCAACAAGCUGAAGGACAAACUGGAGCGAGAGAGCAACGACCACAAACAAGCCAAACAACAACUGGCGGAAAUGUCCGCUCGGCUGCAGCACAUCAGCUCCACAGUCCAAGUUCCUGGAGGCCCUCCCGUGACUCCUGGAAGUGUGGUUCCUCCUGUUCCUCCGUCAGUGCUGCCCCCGCCUCCCCCUCCACCGGGGGCCCCUCCAGCUUUUGGCAUGGCCCCAUUUGCACCACCUCCUCCUCCUCCUCCUCCACCGGGGGCUCCUCUAGGAAGUACCAAGCAGAAGAAUAUUCCCCGGUCGUCAAAUCCACUCAAGUCAUUUAACUGGAGCAAAAUACCCGAGAGCAAAAUUGAAGGCACCAUUUGGACGGAAAUUGACGAUCUGAAGGUCUUCCAAGUUGUUGAUCUGGAUGAAUUUCAGCGGACCUUCUCAGCCUACCAGAGGCCACAGAAAGAAAGCGUAGAUGAUGCUGCCGCCGCCAGGAGAGUGAAGGAGCUUUCCGUCAUCGAUGGUCGUAGAGCACAGAACUGCAACAUUCUACUGUCAAGACUUAAACUGACCAACGAGGAAAUUCGCUCCGCGGUCCUGUCCAUGGAUGCACAGGAAGAUCUGCCGAAGGACAUGCUGGAGCAGCUCCUGAAGUUUGUUCCGGAGAAGAGCGACAUCGAGCUGUUGGAGGACCACAAGCAUGAACUGGAGCGUAUGGCCAAACCGGACCGCUUCCUGUAUGACAUGAGCAGAAUCAACCACUACCAACAAAGACUUUUGUCUCUUGACUUUAAGAAGAAGUUUGCUGAAAGAGUCGCCGACAUCAAACCCAAAAUCCAAGCUCUAUGUCUUGCAUCCAGGGAGGUCACGAGGAGCGGACGUCUCCGUCAACUGUUGGAGGUGGUUCUAGCCUUUGGGAACUACAUGAACAAAGGGCAGCGAGGAAAUGCUUACGGAUUUAAAGUCUCUAGUCUGAACAAGAUCGCUGACACCAAGUCAAGUAUCGACAAGAACGUCACUCUGCUCAACUACAUUGUUACUGUCCUGGAAAAGACGUUUCCCACGGUGGUGGCCCUCAGCCAAGACUUGCAAAAUGUGCCGGUGGCUGCUAAAGUGAAUAUGGCGGAGUUGGAGAAAGACGUCAACAAUCUAAGAUCUGGCAUCAAAAGCGUUGAAGCUGAACUGGAGUACCAGCAGGCUCAGCCCUCCUUGGGUCCUGAUGAUACCUUCGUUCCCGUGGUCAGGCAGUUCAUCACCGUGGCGUCCUUCAGCUUCUCCGAUGUUGAAGAGUCGUUUGGGGAAGCCAAGGAACUGCUCGGCAAAGCAUUCCGACAUUUUGGAGAAGACGUGUCCAAGCUUCAGCCUGAGGAAUUCUUUGGCAUCUUCGACGCUUUCCUCUCCGCGUUUUCAGAGGCCAAGCAGGCCAACGAAGACAUCGCCAGACGAAAAGAGGAAGAGGAAAAACGGGCACUGCUGGAGGAAAAGAUGAAGAAGGACCGGGAGCAGAAGGCUAAGAAAGCUCAAAUUAACGUGGACGCAGAGGAGGGCGGUGAAUUCGAUGAUUUGGUGUCCGCCCUUCGCUCCGGGGCGGUAUUCGAUAAGGACCUUUCCAAAAUGAUUCGCAAAAAACAUCGGCGGCCAGAAACCUCUGACAGCCGUGAGAGACCAUCGGCAAAACUACAUCAGUGAUCACGGAGGACUCCAUCGCCGCAAUCACAGCAACGCAUCACCACCUUUCCCCGCCAUUCUUCCACAACCUUCAGGACCAUAAAUUUCAUUUCUGAUCAAAAUUUCUCCUCCAGGAAUAAAAAAUUUUUUGGUACUGUGCCUGGGACGAUAUCGAAUAAAGAACUCAAUCACA
Doryrhamphus excisus (bluestripe pipefish) is the source of this 3665-nucleotide messenger RNA. RefSeq names its product disheveled-associated activator of morphogenesis 1-like. Gene Ontology annotation, cellular component: stress fiber. The record is from RefSeq and is a predicted model, not a curated record. NCBI's taxonomy places the organism in Eukaryota, Metazoa, Chordata, Actinopteri, Syngnathiformes, Syngnathidae. Gene Ontology annotation, molecular function: actin binding; small GTPase binding. Gene Ontology annotation, biological process: actin cytoskeleton organization.